UCCUCUUGCCAGCCAAACGAUACUUAAAACACACACACACACACACAAAAACACAACGACUUUACUUCCCCACUGUCGAGUUCAAACACCUAUUUCUCACAUACAAGGAAUUCCAAUCAUCGCUUCUCUCAUUCCUCGAGAUAAUCCAACCCAACGAAAACCAAAUAUCUCUAAAUCCAAACUCAUAUUAAUUAACCGAUAAACACACGUUCCUCCUUCACCAACUUGUUCACAAUCACUCGAAAAAAAAAAAAGGAACAGAGGCGCAGAAGCACAAACGUUCGCGAACACGGUUUUGAAAACGAUCUCCUUCCCCUCUCUCUCCUUUUUCCUCCCUCCCUCCCUCUCUCUGACCACGCGAAAACUCGUAUCCUAUCCCCGAACACAAAGCGGAUCAGUUGGACAAUCGGCGUGGAGGCGUAGGGACUUGUCGUCCCGCAGGACGAGUCGUCGGGUUCGAGGCCCCGAGUGCCACUCGGCCAACCGAGUCCCUGUCCUUCUGUUAACUCCCCUCCCCUUCCCUCUUGCGCUCGCUCGCGAAACAACACCGAGAACACGCUCGAGAUACGCGCGCGCGUCGAUUUCCACCAGAGAGAGAGAAAGAGAGAGAGAGCGAGAGCGGAGAGCUUCCGUCCUCCCCCUCUCCGCGAGUGCAGUGCCUCGAAGCUCGGUGGGCUCCAUCCACUCGGGAACUCAGUACUCUCUCGCGCCCCGAGCCGAGAGAACCGCUCCUAUUAUCUCCUUCCUCUCUCGACCCCCCUUUAACUCUCUCCUUCUCCUUCGAUUCCAUUCCCUCCUCGUACAUAGUAGCCGCGCUUCCUGCCUUCCGACCCCGCUCCAUCAUCGCGCGCGCGUGUAUUAAGAAUUGUGGGCGAUUUAAAAAAUAACGGUCGACGACGACAGGGCACGUGUGUGUGUGCGGAUAAAAGAGUGAAGCGAGAGGUUUGAAAGUUGAAAAAGUUUUUGCGAGAAACGUGGUGGUGGUCGCGAUUGCGGUGGAGGUGGUGGUGGUAGUGGUGGUGGAAAGAAAAGUGGUGGUGGUCGUUUGUAAAUAUGGUGAAUCUUCGCGGAGACACACCCCCGGAGAAGACGUGACAGUAGGGGGAUGAGAGGAUCGGCGGUGAUCACGAUUCACAGCCGGUUGGAUUUAAGUCCCGCAGUGAGGGACUCUUGCCUCUUGGUUGGCUGGACCGGGUGAGGAGUGGACGGGAUGGACAGAGAGAGGAGAGGGGGGAGAUCUGGGUUAAUGCUUCAUUAGUUUGUCCUUUUUCGUUCGGUUGCGUAGGCGCCGCCUGUUAAUUGGGACGAUCAAAUCCUUCCCACGUUUCGAGGGCGGUCUUCUCGUUCCUCGCGGCCCGCGUGUUUUUAUCCCGUCUCCGUUCACGCGUUAAGGUCGAAUUGAUGGCAAUGAUAGGCGCCAAUCUAAGAUUUGGGAUCGGCGCAUCGGGUAACGCGUCGUCAAACGCGACCAAGGUGUUCCAGUGUCAUCCAGGGGGCGCUACAGAGGCCAGCCUCAUCUUCGGCCUCGGCGCUCUGGGCAUGGGAGCGAACUUCCUGCUGAUGGCCCUGAUCCUGGCCAAGCGACAGUUGCGAAGAUGGUCACAAGGAUUGCUGUUCCAUCAGGCGAUGGUGGACUGCGCUCGGGCCGCGAUUUUAUUGCCCCUAGGUUCGAGUAUCCUCAACUGUCAACCGAUGACCAAGUGUUCCCUGGUCGAGACCGCGUUCCUACUGCUUGUGACCGUGUCCACCGUGAACAUGCUGACAACAGUGCUGAACGACAGCCCGAUCUUCCCCGAAACCGACGAGGAGGCGGACCUCGCCGCUCCUUUGCUCAUGGACUCGCCCCAGUGCGUUCUUUUCGGCACGUUCAUGAUAUGGUUCGCGAGCAUCACGAUCAACCUGGGCCCGACGUUUCUGAGUGGCGCUCUUGCGGCGAACACCGAGUCGGGUCACAACGCGCCGAGCUGCCCACUCGUGCACGGCCCGUUCCGCCAUUACAUACUCAACGUCCUUUGGAUCGCCAUCAACAUGAUCUGCGUCGCUCUCACACUCAUCCAUCUCAGGAAACUGCACAAAGAUUUGACCAAGGCGAACGUCGAAGCGGUAAAGGUAGCACUACUAACAAUUCUCGUGAAUACAACGGGUAACCAACAAACGAAUGCGGUUCCUGAAAAUUCUGCCGCAUCCACGAAUGGUGGCACGCCCAAGAGGAGCGGGGCGGCGGAGGAGCACCGAAAAAUGAGGAAUUACUUAAAGAGAAUGGAGAGGGAGGGCGUGCAGAGAGUGAAGAUGUUUCUGGUGAUCACCGCCGCGUACGGAAUCUUUUGGGGACCACUGUUCUUCGUCACCCUGGUGGAUCAUCCUAUCAUCGGUAAUCCAACCGGUUACGAGGUGACUCUACAUAUCGCGUACAUUCACGCAUUCGUGAACCCGGUACUUUUCCUCAGCCUGCACCGUGGUUUGCGUCAAGGUCUUUCGGAAUUCUUCUGCGGCUGCUGCGAGGUGAUCGCCAGCUGGAUCCUGGGUCCAAGCAUCCCCGUCGAAAGUGCGGUGCAACCACCACGGUACCAAGAGCCGAUCGAGGCGGUCCCUUCACCUCCCGAACCCCCGCUGGUUCAGCCUAACGCGUGUCCAGAUCUGACGGACGUGGCCCUCCUCAAACCGCCCUUGCCGCCCACCGGCAAACACUUACUGGACGACUCCGUGAUCGUACCACCGGAUCCAUGGAUUCUGGUGUCAAGAUCGAAAAGCACGUCGAGCAUUUACCAGGAAGAUGUUAGUAGAAGAUCGAGCAUAUUAAUAUCCCCACCCCUGAAAUUAAGCGACUCGAAAGUGAACGUCAGCCCGACUAGCAGCGAUCUCCCUAGCGAAUGAUCUCUUAGGAGAAAAAAAUGUUCUCGAUAGAAAAUAUUCGUUCGACCAAUUAAACUGUUCUAAUAAAUUAAUUUUAAAUAUACUCUUCUUUAUCGAUGAAUGGUAUAUUUUAGUAUCGUUUAUUAUUUUAUUGCGAGAUAAGAAAUUUGUAACAUUUAUAUCGAAUCUUGUUUUCCAAGAUAUUUAUAAUUUCUGACAAUGUUUGUCAAAACUUUGUCAAACAAAAGAAAAAAGAAGAAAGAAAGAAAGCAAAGAAACUUGUGUCCAAUGAAAUAUUGAGAGUUUGAAAAUGUUCGAACAACUUUCGAAGAGGAAAGAAUCGCAGAACGUUCACUUCUUAGUCGGUAAGACAGAGAUCUUUAUCGGAGACAUUCUUUGAACAUAACCAAAGAUUCUCCUCCUCCGAAAACGAGAAAGAUAAAAGCGUUGCCAAAAAGAAAAAAAAAAAGGUUCUUCGAGGAACCAUGUCCAAAAGUCUUCAAAAAUUGCCAAACCACGACAAGAAAAAAAAAAGGAAUAAAAAAUAUGUAGGGAUAAUCUUUCGUCGACAUUAAGCACGUUUCCAUGUAAAACUUCGCUUUCUAGAUGACUACUCUAUUUAGGUAACGCCAGUUUGAAAAAAAAAUUAUAAAAAAAGUGAAAGAAAGAGAGAUGGAGCAAAAGAAAAGAAGGUAGCGAUUAUUAAAGUAGAAAGUUCAGGAAAUAAAAAAAAAAAAAUCACCAACAAACGUAUAGUUCCUUUAAUUGUGAAUCGAAAAAGGCAUUAGCUGCACCAACUAGUGAUUAAUUAAGCGAUUAAAUUAGGGAAUACGUUAGAUAGUCUGCACCUUCGAAUGAGCUUUCCACUCAACUGGGGACUCAAAAUGAAUCGAGUUUUUUGUCUCGAUUAUUAUUACUAUUAUUAUAUAUUAUUUAUUAUUAACGUUAUUAUACGGACUUAUUAUACGGAUAUUAUAUUAUACAGAUGCGCAGAUGCAUGUACACGUAUACAGGGUGUGCGAGAAAUAAAUGCCACGGGCUUAAAUUGUUUUUCCAAGUGAACAGUGAAAGUAAAUUGUAAUAAAAAUUUUUAUUUAAGUUAACAAUAUAUGUAAUAUAUGUAAGAACACGAAUUUAUAUGUAUUAUCGUUCGAAGAUGUGUGCCAAAAAUUUAAUAAAAUUUAAAAAUUAAUAUUCUAAGAUAUUAAC
Molecule: messenger RNA, 4062 nt
Organism: Apis cerana (Asiatic honeybee)
Lineage: Eukaryota; Metazoa; Arthropoda; Insecta; Hymenoptera; Apidae
Biological process (GO): cellular response to hormone stimulus; G protein-coupled receptor signaling pathway
Cellular component (GO): plasma membrane
Molecular function (GO): peptide binding; G protein-coupled receptor activity
Source: RefSeq, a predicted model, not a curated record